Podospora anserina S mat+ is the source of this 2592-nucleotide messenger RNA. RefSeq lists its product as uncharacterized. The record is from RefSeq and is a predicted model, not a curated record. Bases 1 to 2592 code for a protein of 863 amino acids. The transcript is spliced from 3 exons. Gene Ontology annotation, molecular function: voltage-gated chloride channel activity. Gene Ontology annotation, biological process: transmembrane transport; chloride transport. NCBI's taxonomy places the organism in Eukaryota, Fungi, Ascomycota, Sordariomycetes, Sordariales, Podosporaceae. Gene Ontology annotation, cellular component: Golgi apparatus; early endosome; membrane.
AUGUCCCGUCGACCGUCCAACUCGGAGGGCGUCCCGGACGAGCGCACCUCCCUGCUCGGCGCGAACCGGACGUCGCGGAUAAGAAUCGCGAGAACCAGAGCUACGCCGGUGUGUCCCCCUCCUUACGUUGCCCUUUGGCAGUCAUCACUGACGGUGCUAUCUACAGACAGUGUCAAAUCCCACCGCCACCACUCCCGCGCCAACUCGUGGGGCUCCCGCCUCAUCCAAGCCCUAGGCGACAGGCAAGAAUCCUACGGCGGCAUCGCCGACUCCAAAUCCUCCCUCUAUCCCGACGACCGCGUCUGGUACGAUCAAUUCACCUCGACCGACUGGGUCCACGACUCCAUCGCCGACGCCUACCGCGUCAAGGCCCUCAGGCAGAGAAAAGAUUUCUGGGGGAGGGUCUAUGUUCUUUUUGACGGGGCUCAAGGUUGGAUCCUGAGCGCCUUGGUCGGGUUCAUCGUUGCGGUGCUGGCUUACGCGGUGAACGUGAGCGAGGCGACGGUGUUUGACUUCAAGGAUGGGUAUUGCCAAAAGGGGUGGUUGAUCAACGAAAAGAGGUGCUGCCCUCACGGGCCUUGCGUUGACUGGAGGGAUUGGGGCGAGGUGUUGAAUGGGUGGCCGUUUGGCAAGGAUUGGACCGAGUGGUUUGUUUACAUUGUCAUGGUGAUCGCUUUGGCGGUGGCGUCUUGUCUGAUGACGCUGACGACCAAGACGGUCGUGCCUUCGGCGUAUCGGCUCACGACGCUGGAUGAGAACCUGGCGGCGGAGAAUGCUGCGCACAUGGGGGAUCACGAUAAUGACGAUGGUGCUAACAUCAGCCCGCGCCACUCGUGUGUCGAUGGGCAGGGGUCGUCGUCUGCGGAGAGCGCGCCCAUGAUUUACUACUCCGCCGCCGGGAGUGGUGUCGCCGAGGUGAGGGUCAUCCUCAGCGGUUUUGUUCUUCACGGCUUCUUGGGUCUCAAGACGUUGCUGAUCAAGAGCUUGGGGUUGAUCCUCAGUGUGGCGUCUGGUUUGUCGCUUGGCAAGGAAGGGCCGUAUGUGCAUAUCGCCACCUGUGUCGGGAAUAUCGCUUGCAGAUUGUUUAGCAAGUAUGACCGGAACGACGCCAAGAGGAGGGAGGUCCUUUCUGCUGCCGCGGCGGCUGGUGUGGCGGUCGCUUUUGGCGCGCCGCUGGGGGGGGUGCUGUUUGGGCUGGAGGAGGUUGCGUAUUUCUUUCCCGCCAAGACGCUGUUCAGGACGUUUUUCUGCUGCAUCACGGCGGCGUUGACGCUCAAGUUUCUGAACCCCUACGGCACGCACAAGAUUGUCAUGUUUCAGGUGAGGUAUCUGGUGGAUUGGGAGUAUUUCGAGAUUGGGAGCUUCAUCCUGGUGGGGGUUUUGGGAGGAGCGGCGGGAGCGUUGUUCAUCAAGGCUUCGAGGCGCUGGGCCAAGACGUUCAGGCGGAUCCCCGUCAUCAAGUCGUACCCGCUGCUGGAGGUGGUGCUGGUGGCUUUUGUGACGGGGUUGAUUGGGUACUGGAACGUGUUUACAAAGUUGCCGGUGGCGAAGUUGCUGUACAACCUGGCGGCGCCGUGCGAUGACCGGGAUAACAACCUGGAGGAUCUGGGGUUGUGUCCGGAGAGGGCGGAGGACAUCCCGCCCGUGUUGAGGGAUUUGCUGACGGCGUUUUUGAUCAAGGGGUUCUUGACCAUCAUCACGUUUGGUAUCAAGGUGCCGGCGGGGAUUUAUGUGCCGUCCAUGGUGGUGGGUGGGUUGAUGGGGAGGACGAUUGGGCACGUGGUGCAGUGGUGGGUGAUGGCGACGAGGGAGUGGCCGGUUUGGGGGACUUGUUCGGCGACGAGCGCGACGUGUAUCCAGCCUGGGGUGUAUGGGUUGAUUGCGGCCGGGUCGACCAUGUGUGGGGUGACGAGGCUGUCGGUCACGCUGGCGGUCAUUCUCUUUGAGCUGACGGGGAGUUUGGACUAUGUCUUGCCGUUUUCGCUGGCGAUUCUGGUGGCCAAGUGGGUGGCUGACGCGAUUGAGCCGCUGAGCAUUUACGACUUGCUGACCGAGAUGAACUCUUACCCCUUCCUCAACAACAAGCACAAGCCCGUCUUCACGUCGGAGCUGGCGGACAUUGUGCCGAGGGUGAGGAAGGAGAGGAUUAUUGACAUCAGCACCAGCCCUGUGGUGCCGGCGAUGAGCCUGAGGACGAAGCUGGAGCUGCUGCACCGGGCGGGCGAGCUGGACGGGGGGUUGCCGAUCGUCAGGCACGGCAUCCUGGUGGGGUUGAUUCCGGCGCCGGAUUUGGAGUACGCGCUGGAUAAUCUGCAGGAUGAGGGAUCGAGCCUGUGCCUGAUGGCGAGCGUGCCGACGAUUGACGACUCGGAUGAUGGGAUGCCAGAUCCGACGGAUUUCACGCCGUACAUUGACCCUGCGCCGGUGGCGCUGGACAUUAGGUCGCCGAUGGACUUGGUGUAUGAGUGUUUUGUCAAGUUGGGGUUGAGGUAUAUUUGCAUACUGAGGGAUGGGAAGUAUGCGGGGAUGACUCACAAGAAGACGUUUGUCAAGUACAUGAGGGAGUUGGAGGAGAAGGAGGGACAUAUGUAA